Messenger RNA from Babjeviella inositovora NRRL Y-12698, 1223 nucleotides. RefSeq lists its product as uncharacterized. The coding region runs from base 140 to 778 and encodes 212 amino acids. NCBI's taxonomy places the organism in Eukaryota, Fungi, Ascomycota, Pichiomycetes, Serinales. The record is from RefSeq and is a predicted model, not a curated record. The transcript has a single exon.
GAUAACCCUCGAUGUUUCGUCUUUAGUUCUACUUGCACCUCAUACACCAUAUUACCCGGCGCUGCUUGAAUAUAUUUACUUAUUAUUCACCAACUCAGAUAUUUUUCCAUUGAUCUCUUGCCUAUUCUGACUUAUGUGCAUGUUUAAGCCAUCCCAUAUUGUCCUCAAGCCCAUCCCUAGAGGCAUGUCCAACUCCACAGCCACGGUCCCAUUAAGCCAUUUGGACGUUUCUCACAAGGUCAUCUAUGAGACGGACACCUGUACCGAAGCUGAUAAAGUUGCUCCGGUCAUUGAAACCUCCGAUGCUGUCGAGGAAGUUGCCACCGCUGAAGCCAUCGAUGCUAUCGACGCCGACAUUGCCUUUGAGGAAAAGGUGCCAGAAUACCUUGUUGACAUCUAUGGGGCCGCCUUCCCAGAAGACGAAGAGAAGAAACCCCUCUACCAGUCUGACCUUGACAUGGAAAAGAAAUACCUUCUCCAGGCUGACCUUGGUGUGGAAGCGUUCUCCAAAGAAGCCACCCAGAAGGCCAGAAAUUCCACUUCUAAGGCUACUAUCGUCAUUUACCUUAUGAUGGUUAUCAGUAUCCUCGGUAUGAUUGUCUCCCAGCUUUCAGGAAACAUGAAUUCCACCAAUGGUGUCGGCAAGGCCACUGUCGGUGCUUACCGUAGCGCCGAAGUCUCUAUCACCUCCGCCGUCCAUGCCAAGGCUGGUUGUAGGGGUAAGAAGCACGGUGGAAGAAGAGGUGCCAAGGGUGUUUUCCGGUCCCAGGUUCUCUAAGUGUUGAACGCGAGAGGAUUGGUUCUAGUUCUACUGCAUUUUCAUUGGAAAAUGCAAGUUUCUUUUUAAAUAUGCAAAGUAGCUAUAAUAAUGGUCGUUUGGCCACCCCAAGAGCUCCUGGUAAAUUUAUCGGCGAUGGACUGUAGUCUGGGGAAUACUUUUGCACGGAGCCUUAAGAACUGACAGGGUAUUCGCGGACUAAUCUUUUCUUAUGCCAAGCCCCCAAAGGCCACCGUCAUGGCCAAGCUUCCUCGGUUAUGCGUAAGUCACAAUUUGACCACUACACAAACCUGAUAUCUAGACACUUUGUCUAUUAAGUGUCUGGCCUGGUAGUAUCUCCGACUCCCCGUUUUAAUCGAGUUUUGAUCUAAAUAUGGGAUCUAGACGUAUAUGCACAUUGCCAGUUUGAACGGAGUAUAGUUGACAUACAUCUACUGAUCUCUUG